AUGGCUUCUUCAGUUCGUGCUUUGACGUCAAAGGGUCGUUUGACUCCUCUCUGCCGUGUUCGUGCUUCGACACCUGCGAUUUCACUGCAGAGGCGAGGCAAUGCUACGAUUGUGCCUUUCAGACUCCCCGCCGCUCGCAAUGAGCCCAAUCCCACAUACACAAAGAACUCGCCUGAGCGCGCAAAGGUAGAAGCAGCCCUCAAGAAACUCCGUUCUCAGCUCCCUCUAAAGAGUGAAAUCAUCUUCAACGGCGUGUCCCAAAAGAUUCACGCCAACGAAGACCAAGUCCUCCCCGCAGAACACGCCACAACAUUCACAAACUACCCCCUCGCUUCAAAGGAGCAAGUCAGUGCUGCUAUCGAGUCUGCCCUCAAGGCGAAGAAGGACUGGCAAAACACACCGUUCGUCGACCGUGCUGCUAUCUUCCAGCGCGCCGCGGAACUUGCUACCACAAAGUAUCGAUAUGAGCUUAUCGCUUCGACGAUGUUGGGGCAGGGAAAGAAUGUUUGGCAGGGUGAGAUCGAUGCUGCGGCUGAGUUGGCGGAUUUCUUCCGUCUGGCUGGCCAUUACGCUGCUGAGAUUAUGAGCAAGCAGCCUGAGCGUGGAACAGACGGUAUUUGGACGCGCAUCGACUACCGACCUCUUGAGGGAUUCAUCUACGCUGUUUCUCCGUUCAACUUCUCUGCCAUCGGCGGAAACCUCAUCGCACCCGCUAUUCUCGGCAACGUUGUCCUCUGGAAGCCUUCGCAGUACAACAUUCACCCCAGCACCAUCAUUUACAAGAUCCUCCAGGAGGCCGGUCUUCCCAAGGAUGUUAUCCAAUUCGUCCCUGGCGACGCCGCCGAGAUCACCGAGACUGUCCUUGCGCAUCGCGAAUUCGCUGGUCUCAACUUUGUUGGUUCUUCAGAGGUUUUCCGCUCGAUCUAUGGAAAGAUUGGUCAGGGUAUUGCUGAGAAGCGAUACCGCGAUUUCCCUCGCGUUGUCGGCGAGACCUCUGGAAAGAACUUCCACCUUGUUCACCCCUCUGCCGAUAUCAACAACGUCGUCAACCACACCAUCCGAGGUGCCUUUGAGUACCAAGGUCAGAAGUGCUCUGCUACUUCUCGCGCCUAUAUCCCCGAGUCGAAGGCCAAGGAGUUCUUCUCUCUCAUUCAGCAGAAGAUGAAGGACAUUACCCAAGGUAGCCCAGACAAGGAUUUCGAGGCUUUCAUGGGCCCUGUCAUCCACGGCCGGUCUUUUGAGAAGAUCAAGAAGAUCAUUGAUGAGAGCAACAAGGAUCCUCAGGUCAAGCUCAUUGCUGGUGGAAAGUACGAUGGUUCCGUUGGAUACUUUGUCAAGCCUACUGUUUACCAGGUUGACUCGCCUGAUCACCGUCUCUUCAACGAGGAGAUCUUCGGCCCUGUUCUUGCAGUCUAUGUCUACAAGGACUCUGACUUCACUCCUAUGCUGAAGAACAUUGAUGAGAAUGGCGGUGGCCUUGCCUUGACUGGUGCCGUCUUUGCUCAAGACCGUGCUGCCCUCCGUGAAGCUGAGGAUGCUCUUCGCUACUCUGCUGGUAACUUCUACCUCAACUGCAAGACAACUGCUGCUCUCAUCGGCCAGCAAUCUUUCGGUGGUGCUCGCAGCUCUGGUACCAACGACCGAGCUGGUAGCCCUGACAUGCUUCGACGAUUUGUGUCUCCUCGUCUCGUCAAGGAGGAGUUCUUUGAGCUUGAGGAGUUCUUGUAUCCUUCCAACACCCAAUAG
Molecule: messenger RNA, 1746 nt
Organism: Fusarium mangiferae
Lineage: Eukaryota; Fungi; Ascomycota; Sordariomycetes; Hypocreales; Nectriaceae
Product: putative delta-1-pyrroline-5-carboxylate dehydrogenase
Exons: 3
Coding region: 1-1746 (581 amino acids)
Cellular component (GO): mitochondrial matrix
Molecular function (GO): L-glutamate gamma-semialdehyde dehydrogenase (NAD+) activity
Source: RefSeq, a predicted model, not a curated record